GGUAGAGGGUUGUGUCUCAAAAAGGCACCACAGACAGUCAAACUGACAUUCGGACUGAUACUCAUACUGAGGUCAAGUGGGGCAUACGGAGGUCACAUACGGCUAUAGCACGGAACCGGUCAACCAUUCAGAGAUGCUGAAAUCUUUCUACUCGCAAUCCCUGGCCAACCUCUUCCGGGAGGUCAAGGCCCCAUCCUACAAGUUGGUCCAAGGGGAGGAUGAUGAUGACGAGGACGACGAAGACUUCCACAUCCUGGAGUUGGACGACAUUGAGCUGCAGGGUUCCCUGGAGAGCAGCGCUGCUCACAGGCCGAGCCGGGAAAGAGCACUCUCACUCUCCUUUGAAAUCACCCUCACCGACCAGAGCAGGCUGCUCCGCAUCGAUCAUAUCCAGCAGAUCUCCAGGCACUUUCCUAGUGCUCUGACAGUGUGCACUUGGUCGCUGGUCUACAGCACUCACAGUCACGGCAGCAGCCUCAGGACUCUGUACAGGAACAUGGCCAAGUGGGACUGCUGCACGCUCAUCGUCAUCAGAGACAACCACGGGCAGGUCUUUGGGGCCUUCUGCUCAUCUCCUCUCAAAGUCAGCUCCUCCUUCUAUGGCACAGGACAAGGCUUCCUGUUCUCCUUGAAUCCACGCCUCCAGGUUUACAGAUGGACAUCUGCCAACUCCUACUUCAUAAAUGGUGGCAAGGAAUCCUUAGCAUUUGGUGGAGGAGGGGGUCAAUUCGGUCUGUGGCUUUGUGGAGACUUGAUCCGCGGACGGAGCCAGAGGUGCGAAACGUUUGAUAAUGAUCUCCUGUCGGCCGCCGAAGACUUCUUUAUUGAUGAGCUCGAAGUCUGGGCCCUCGUCUGACCCCGAGGGAUGAUGAAACGCCGCAACAACGCGCCGCCGUGAGGCUAUGGUGACGAGACGAGAGUCAGGGAGCAAAGCAGGCGGCAUCAAGGCCCACAGCUUUCAGAUAGUGAUUAUGAGAUUUGCCAUUCUCACUGAUAAAUGAAAUGGCGAUAGCUGACAUGUUAAAUUUGUUCAAAAAAGCAGCCUCACCUAAGCAAGCAAGCCAGAGGGCUUUGUGAGUGGGACAAUACUGCCUCCUUCUGGUUAAAACUGAAAAUGAAACUUAAGCAGAGUGAGAGGCACUGGAAGAGUAAAUCACCACUAGAGAGAGCUCUUAUCUCAUGCUAGGCGUCUGCGCAUGCGUGCGUGCGGGCGUGCAUGCUCGCGUGUGUGCAUGCGUGUGUGUGUGUAUGCGUGUGUGUCCGGCUACUCUUGUGGCUCCUCUGUACUGGAUCACUGUGAUGUUCUCUAGCUCAACACCCACUCACAUGAGGGGGCCUUAUAAUUUUCUUUAUGCAUUAAUCCACUGUGAGGGGAACUGAAGGCUCAUCACCUCCAACAAUCCACCACCACUAUCAUACACUCAAGCAUAAUACCCGGCAUUACCAGACAAGCAGCUCAAAUAUAUAUCAUUAUCUGUCCAAAACCCAUCUAAUUAUUUAUUUCCACACAUUGUUGUACGCUUACGCUCAUGUACACCCACACCCACACUCUCAUACGAUCCCUUACAUACACACUAUGCUUAUCAUACCACCAAGCAGCAUUAACUAAGGAGCAUGUUGCCAAGGAAACCAAGCUGCAGUUACUGCAUAUGAUGUGCAGUCGCAGUUAAUACUUCUUUUUUUUGAUUGUCGCAUGGAAUUACUACUGCAGUUUAAACUGAACUAUUCAGUGUUUGCUUCCUUGCAAUCUGAGCAGAUGGAGACCAACUGUAAACUGUCAUUUUAAAUUCUGUUCCUUAUCAUGUUUACCAUUUAUGUAUGUAAAGUAGUGAUUUAGGUAAGCAGAUGGCCCAGAACUGAACGCUGAGAGGAGGUCAGUCCGAUUGGAAGCAUCUGUUGCUUCAGACAUUGUGACGUACCAUAGCUGCACUCCCAUGGAAGACAUAGGGAAAUGCAUGAACAUAUCUCUGGCCUCAGAAUUCCUCCCUCUAAACACGGAGACUGAAACAACGGCACUGAAUUGCACUGAAGGAUGCAGCGCUCGUUACUCUGCCUCGCCAUCGCUAUUGUCGAUGGUGUAAUCAAUGUGAUUUGUUACAUCCUCGAUGAGAAGUCAAUAAGGAGAAUUGUCCCUCAGUCAAGUUCAUAAAGCCUCCAUCUGCACAAGAAUAAAUUGCCUCUAUCAUAAACAGCCUCAUAUGGCACGGAGGGGCACUUCUCUGAAAUUAUCUGAUAGGGCAUUCAGAAUUUAAACUGAGGACUCUUCACUCAAAAUGCAAUGAGUAUGUGCCGGUAUUCAAAUAAAACUGGAGAGCUAUAUGGGUUUGUUACGUGUCUAUGUCAAUAUUUUCUUGUGGCUUCCGGUGUGGCAAAAGGAUAUCUCUUAUCUUUUGCAUUUAUAUACACAAAAGAUAAAUAAAAAGACACAAUGAUGUGAGGGAGGGCGAGAGAAGACAUGGAGUGAGGAAGGAAAGAGAUGGAAUGCUGAGCACCAUCCAGU
Molecule: messenger RNA, 2500 nt
Organism: Clupea harengus (Atlantic herring)
Lineage: Eukaryota; Metazoa; Chordata; Actinopteri; Clupeiformes; Clupeidae
Product: TLD domain-containing protein 2-like
Exons: 6
Coding region: 134-856 (240 amino acids)
Biological process (GO): response to oxidative stress
Cellular component (GO): nucleus
Source: RefSeq, a predicted model, not a curated record